This is a messenger RNA of Vanessa atalanta (red admiral), 678 nucleotides long. RefSeq lists its product as uncharacterized. Lineage: Eukaryota; Metazoa; Arthropoda; Insecta; Lepidoptera; Nymphalidae. The transcript has 3 exons. Bases 160 to 678 code for a protein of 172 amino acids. The record is from RefSeq and is a predicted model, not a curated record.
UCACCAGAGUUGCAAGUAUUGACGGCAAUAAGAUGUUGGGGACGUCGUGAGAUUCAAGAAGAUGCGGGAGACUUUCAUGGAUUAUCUCAAGCUACUACUAACCGUAUUUGCAACAGGGUGGCGCAGGCGCUAGCAAGACAUUCAUCAGAGUAUAUAAAGAUGCCUACAUCUCUUGCAGAAGAGCAGAGGCUGAUGAUGGAAUUCCGCCAAAUAAGGAACUUCCCAUCAGAAAUUGGCUGCAUUGAUUGUACCCAUAUAAAAAUGGGUGAUGAUGGUGGUGAUUUAGCCCAAUAUUAUGUAAACAGAAAAGGAUUUUACUCUCUCAAUGUUCAGUUUACACCAAUAUUAAAUCCACAUAACCAUGCUGAACAGAAUUAUAAUGAGGCACACAUUGCAACAAGAAAUGUUGUAGAACUCUGUUUUGGUGUAUGGAAACAGCGCUUUCAAUGCAUGCCAAUGAAAUUUGGCAAUGUAAAAACUACUCUUGUGGCACUUGCAGUUUUGCACAAUAUUGCAAUUGUAUACAAAGAUACAAAUGUGGUGGAGGACAAUUAUGAGCUCAGUACUGAAGAGCUACCAGAACAGCCCAGUAACAUGGACUCGAACCAUAGGCGAGGUAGAAAUGCUGCAAUCUUGCAAGGCACUUUAAUGAAUAAACUUCUUCUUACUUGCAGGUAA